CAGAGAUCGCGCGCUGUAAACACAGGACCGGCUGCUGUUUCUAUUUUAACCUCUCUUUUUGCGUUCUCCGAACGUGACGCCAUCACUGGGUUGGCGUUGAUAAAUACACUGUGGUUCAGGCCUCCAGGAAGGGAGCGAUAGGGAGCAAGAGUCUGUUAAAUUUUCUGGCUGUUGCUGCUUACGGGUGCCGCAGAAAGCAGUCUCUCUUCUCCAAGUUUGCCAGGGGCCAGCGAGCCCUUCGUUGCUGGGGCAGCAGCUGCUGUGUCUUGGCUUCUGGCCCUGCCUCGUUCAGCUGAUGUUGUUCAGACCCUGCUGAGCCGCCUGGGCUGCGCAGUGCGUUAAGCACCUGGGGUUUCGGAGCUGUUUUGGGCUGCUCUAUUUCUCCUUCAAACGAGUUUCAGGGGAAUCUUUAUAAUUGAAAGGGAAGAGGUGGAACAGCCCCAUGAGUUAACAGGCUGCCUCAUGGCUCGGUGCUGGCAGGAAAGUUCCUGCCUCCGUCCGAUCGAGGACAGGGUCAGGUUUAUUUCUCAGCUGCAACCGAGCUCGGAGCGCUGCAUGCUGGACUCCUGUAGGUUGCCUGAGCACGUCUCAGCAUCAGGGUUUCGUUCCUGUGGCUGCAGUUCAUCCGUUGUUCAGCCCCGUGCGGAGGGAGUCUGGGAGCUUCUUGUCAGUUCAGAUUACUGUCUUUUUAAUGGCGGAGAGUCCUGUUUAAGCCUGACUGAUCCAGGCAGCUGCUGGGCUAUUUCAGCUCACAAGAUCUCCACAAAGUGUAUUAAAUCAGCUCGGCGAUUCAGAGGUGCCCUCUCAAAGCAGGCAGGUUCCCCGAGCUGAGUGUGCUCUGCAGCAGGGCAGUACGACGCGCUGUCUCGUGCUGCAGAGCCACCGGAAAACGCUUCUGGGUCUGAGGAGCAGCAGCUGAGGCUUUGUCAGAGGCUUGUGGAUGGCUUUUAAACAGCUGCUGACUUAUUCACGGGCGAUAUUGGAAAGGAGGCAGAGCUGCCUGCUUGGCCUGUCAGCGGACUGCAUGAUGUGCCGACCUCGCAUCAGCCUCUUCUCUUGGUGCUGGAUCCUUUUAGCGCGGAGAGCCAGAGCAAGGACAGCGAGUGGCUGCACGGGUUAUUCUGUACCUCUGGGGCAUCCAGGUUUCUUUAAGAAUUGCUUGGGGAUGAAUAAUUAAAUCGAUGUAUUUCUUAGCUCUAGAUCAGCUGGGAAGGGAGCAGAUGCACGUGCUGUCAGGCACUUCCCCUUUGCGAGGAUGUCAGCCUGAGUGUGAACUCUUUGUGGCCAGAAGCAUCUCUUUGGUAUUUGCGCAGCACUGAGCACGAGGAGCCCUGGCUGGCGCCACAUCCAGCCUCAUAACAAACCUCGUGGGUUGCACAGGAGCGUUAUGUAUCCAGGAUGUCUAUUAAUAAACAUUUUGUAACGGGGCCUCGCUGGCUCAUCAGCUGGAAGCAACUGGCCGGAGGAUUGCUUCCGCUGCGGCGCAGAGGCCGUGAUGGAAACAGGCCAAGAACAGGUGGGUUCGCUAAUCCUGGCUGUGGUUUCCUGUGUUUCUGCAGGGAGCAGAUGUGAACUGCAUGCAUGGCACCCUGAAACCGCUGCACUGCGCGUGUAUGGUGGCUGACGCGGACUGCGUAGAGCUGCUGCUGCAGAAGGGAGCAGAGGUUAAUGCCCUGGACGGCUACAACCGAACCGCCCUUCACUACGCCGCAGAAAAGGACGAGACCUGCGUCGAGAUCCUCCUCGAAUACGGCGCCAACCCCAACGCGCUGGACGGCAACAAGGACACCCCGCUCCACUGGGCCGCCUUCAAGAACAACGCGGAGUGCGUGCGGUCGCUCCUGGAGAACGGCGCCCUGGUGAACGCCCGCGACUACAACAACGACACGCCGCUGAGCUGGGCUGCCAUGAAAGGCAACCUGGAGAGCGUGAGCAUCCUGCUCGACUUCGGAGCCGAGGUCCGAGUGGUCAAUUUGAAAGGUCAGACCCCCAUCUCGCGGCUGGUUGCGCUGCUGGUCAGAGGACUGGGCACGGAGCGUGAAGAUGCCUGCUUCGACCUUCUGCACCGGGCUAUUGGACACUUUGAGUUACGGAAAAACGGCAACAUGCCCCGGGAGGUAACCAGGGAUCAGCAACUCUGCGAAAAGCUCACCCUGCUCUGCUCUGCCCCGGGCACCCUAAAGACACUGUCUCGCUACGCCGUGCGCCGCAGCCUGGGCGUACAGUUCCUGCCGGAGGCCGUGAAGGAGCUGCCUUUGCCCGCCUCCCUGAAGGAAUACGUGUUGCUCCUUAGCUAAGCGAGAGGUGAGGCUCGGGGUUUUUUUUUGUGCUUGGCUUACAGCCCCGUUCCUCCCUGCUUCAUAGGGGCAGCGACAAUAACCAAAUUAACCACUUGGUUUGUGACUCACGGAUGCCAGACACCCCUCUCACCCCGAUGGACAGGCGCCGACCGGUCGCCAUCCUGGGUUUCCUCCUGCUCUGCUCUUCUGUCUGACCCAGCUCACUCGGGGCAGGACAGCGGGAUCUUCCCGCGCCGCUUGCAUCCGCGGAGCGGAAAGGCCCUGUGUAGUUUCUUUGCCUACUUGGCUCCUCCCAAGCUCUUCCCCUUCAGUUUCAGCCUUGAGCCACCCGCAUCCUCAUAAGACAACGUAUCCCCCUUGAACAAAUGGCAAAUUGUAUCCCAGCUGUGGGAUUAACUUUUUUUUGGAGUUGGGGCAGACCUUGGCAAGAGCAGGGUCUUUUUGGGGAGGAGAGAAGAACGGAGAAAGGAUCUUCUUCGUUUGCUAAAGGACUUGUGGCAGGAAAUCAGGAGAAGGUGUUGCAGGAAGUCCAGGGAAAAGCACACCGUGAGCUCGUGUACUGAGUCCGUAUGUUGCAUAGUGGUGUGGGCUGAUGCCUUCACUCAGAGCUAGUGCCUGCGCCUGUCCUGGCACAGCCACGGCUGCCUGAGCACAGCACCCUGCGCUCCCAACAGAUGGUGAAGAGCUUGUCUGCAGCUCCUGAUGCUUUGGGCAGGACCUUGGACUUCCUGUCAACACAUGGGAGAGGUCUUUUUCCCCUCUUCGCAAUUUUUAAGACCUGUCAGCCUUUUCAAGGGGAAGGGAGUGGGACAGAGGAGCCCCCAGUGCUUGGCAAACCAAGCACAACUCCUGGGGAUGCUGAGAGGAGCAUCUGGAUCAAGGUGCGAGUUAAGUCACGAUUUACUGUGGCUGGUGGAGCCAGGUCUGCAGCGCACCGGUCCCUGCUACUCGGUUAGGACUGAUUCCUACCAAAACACUUCUCUGGGGCAGAGAAGCCAUGGCCGCCCUGCUCUCGUUGCUCUCUGCUCUGCAAGUUUGGCAUCCUGAGGUUGUAAUUCCUGCAAACAGAAGAAAGAUUUCCCUUGCUGUGCAGAGUAGGCAGCAGGAUGAGCGCAGGAUGCUCCGUACUCCUAACCUGAGGGGUUGGCUCAUACCUACCGUGCAGUAACCUGUCUGAGUUCUUCCUUAAUUUACCAUUUUGAUUUUGCACUGCCCACUCACCAUUUCAUUGUUGAUUUUCAUUUAUGUGUGUGUAUAUAUAUUUUUGAAGGUAAUGUGUAAACGCAUUGGCAGCACGUCCGCGUGGGAAGCUGAGCAGGAAUUCCUCAGGUAGUGCCCUCUCUGUGUUUAGCAAGUUUUGCUCUCAAAGGGAGCGUUCCCAGCACGUACUGUAGCCAUGGACGGAGAGGCGAAAGGCUCCGAAGGAAGGAAAACAAGGCGAUCUCCUCUUGAAAUACUGCCAGAGCUUGCCGGGCACGGAGCCGCUGCCUGCCGUCUGGUUGUAGUGUCUCAUGUGUCCACGUCUUGUAUCCACAGAAAUAAAUGGCUCCCUGCAAGCCGUGAGCUGCG
Molecule: messenger RNA, 3869 nt
Organism: Struthio camelus australis
Lineage: Eukaryota; Metazoa; Chordata; Aves; Struthioniformes; Struthionidae
Source: RefSeq, a predicted model, not a curated record